Syngnathus acus (greater pipefish) is the source of this 1769-nucleotide messenger RNA. It is a transcript of the gene ginm1, whose product is annotated as glycoprotein integral membrane 1. Lineage: Eukaryota; Metazoa; Chordata; Actinopteri; Syngnathiformes; Syngnathidae. The record is from RefSeq and is a predicted model, not a curated record.
GCUGUUUUACGCGCGUGCGCAGUUGUUAUUUCCUUGUUAACUUGUACGUACUGCUGAAUUAAUCCAUGAUAAAAUGGCAGGGGCAACUCUUUUUGUUAUAAUUCUAUUUUGUGUCAUUAUAAAGCACACCGAGUCAUCUCCGAAGACGGAAAAUAUCCUGAUCAACGUGACAGCAGGGGCAUUGGCAGAUGCACAAGAAUCUAACAAUUUGCAGAUUACUUUAAACAUAUCGGUUGGCGAGGAGGUAUUGGUAAAUGAUGUUCCUGUUCAGUUAUCGGGGGUGACCCGAUUCAACUGUCAAGCACUUCUCUUGAAUAGCACUAAUGGAAGCAUUGAGUAUGAAGGAGGGGACCUGGUAUCGACUGUCACCCGGGUUAUGGUGACCCAGAACCGACUGUAUAGCGACUUGGAAGAGGUGGUGGCUCUGCAAGUGUUUAGUGAAGUCAUUGAGUUGGAGGGCAAACAGGUUCAGCAGCCUGAUAUGUGUGAGGUGAAAUUAUUGAUGAGCCCAGAUUUUGAGAAGCUGGCUCAGUUCACCAACACUUACCCCAUCGGACUCAGUGAGAUAUUCAAAGUUUCCAGAGACAACGACGUGCUAGUCACAGAUCCAACAAACCAUGGAAAAGAUGAGCAAAUGAUGCUACAGACGACCAGUCAGUACCCUCUAAAACACUCUGGGACGACACAAGAAGAGAUUGCAGCACCGGGAAAACUCCCGGAGACUCCACUUCGCAUGGACGCUGACUUCUUUGAUAAUAUUAAAUCUGAAGACACUGAAACUGAAGAGCUGGGUCAACAAGACCAGAUUUCCACUGAGAGUUCACCACAAGGAUUUUUCUCGUACUCGGCCAUGUGUCGUUGGGUGGAAGAUUUCCGGGAGCGUCUGAGAAUCUUCUGCUCAGAGUCACUGCCCCUCUUUUUCUUGGUGAUGUGUGUGGUCGUCAUUGGUGUUGUCGGAUCAGCAGUCAUUGUCAAGAUAUUGGACUUGUUCUUCCCAACUUGUGAACACAAGCGGAUUUGUCAUCCCAACACAUUCAUUUUGUUGCCGAAUGAAGAGAAGCACACUCUCCUGGAGAACACAGAAUUAGAAGAGGAUGAGAAAACAUUAAAUGAGGACUUUUUUUUUUGGUCAGUGUUUCUCUAUUUUCUUUUGCAUCUUGUGGAGUAAAUGGAAGUCAGAUGAGCCGGUUUGGUUGAUAUAAAUGAGAAGGUUCUGUUAAUUGUUAUUUAGCACAGAUGCAAUCUGUCUCAUCAAAUUGUCUUCAAGCCAAUAAAGUUGACUUGAGUGUUAUCUCCAAGACGUAAGCCAUCAUACAUAGACUGGUCAUAUCAUUAGGUACAUUUUGAUGAAUCAUCUAGUCAUCUGAGUGGCAUUAGUAUAAGUAUUAGAACACUUUGGUGCAAUGCUUUCCCAAACAACAACCACAAUAGAUUGUCAAAUUAAUUUGUCAAAUGCAGAUUUCCAUUGGGAAAAACAGCUGCAUGGUAUAAUUGGAUUGGAUCUCAUCAGCAUGCUUAAUUCUAUGGCCAGUGAGUGGAUAUAUAUGAAAAAUUUUUUUUGCACUUUUUGAGGUAACUAUUUAAUUCGGCACAUUUCCUGCAUGAAUGUCAGUCAGAAAAUGCGUUUUUCUUUUUUUUUUUGUUUACCCCUACAUGUGAUUGUAAUGUCCUUUUCACAAUGCCACACAGUCUAUUGUAGUGAUGGAUGAGUUGGGGGAAUGUGUGAGUAUUAAUUCAAGAGCAUGGGCACAAUACAAUGGUGAAACACU